This is a messenger RNA of Gavia stellata (red-throated loon), 519 nucleotides long. RefSeq names its product S100 calcium binding protein Z (gene S100Z). NCBI's taxonomy places the organism in Eukaryota, Metazoa, Chordata, Aves, Gaviiformes, Gaviidae. The record is from RefSeq and is a predicted model, not a curated record. Gene Ontology annotation, cellular component: cytoplasm.
AUGUUGUUUGACACGAAGGAACCCCACCGCUGGCCAGUGGCUUGGACGAGGUACCUGACGGGGCUGGUGGAGCCAGGAGCUCCUGCUACUGCCCUGCAAAGCCUGAUAAACAAAACCUUGUGCGCAGGUUUUGAAAGGAAGGUGACCGUCACCUUCUGUGAUCUGAGUAUUUUCUUGCAUACACUUCAGCUAGCCUGUAAAGCAGCUAUCCCGCUCACUGCUAUGUCCGCACCGCUGGAGGAUGCAAUGGACACCUUGAUCAAGAUUUUCCAUCACUACUCUGGCAAAGAAGGAGACAGACAGAAGCUUAGUAAAGGAGCACUCAAGGAGCUCCUCACCAGUGAGCUCACUGACUUCUUUUCGGGCCAAAAGGACCCCCUUCUGGUUGAUAAGAUUAUGAAAGAUCUGGACUAUAAAGACAAUGAAGUGGAUUUUAAUGAAUUUGUCAUUCAAGUUGCUGCUUUGACUGUAGCAUGUAAUGAUUUCUUCGAGGAAUAGCUAAAGAAAGAGGGAUUUUAA